UCCGUUAUUGAGCCUACGGCGGCUGCGAAGAGACAAUCCAGUAACGGGUCCCGCGGCGAGUGAAGGUGGCCGUCGCGGAGAAGUUUUUUUGAGCCGGGCAGGAGUGGGCCGGAGCUGCCGUCGCCAUGGAGACGCUGUACCGGCUGCCGUUCGCGGUGCUGGAGUGCCCGAACAUCAAGCUGAAGCGGCCCAGCUGGGUGCACAUGCCUUCGGCCAUGACUGUCUAUGCCCUGGUGGUGGUCUCUUACUUCCUCAUUACGGGAGGAAUCAUUUAUGAUGUAAUCGUGGAACCUCCCAGUGUUGGGUCAAUGACUGAUGAACAUGGACACCAGAGACCUGUGGCCUUCUUGGCAUACAGAGUAAAUGGGCAGUAUAUUAUGGAAGGGCUCGCCUCCAGCUUUCUCUUCACAAUGGGAGGUCUCGGUUUCAUCAUACUGGACCGUUCCAAUGCGCCAAAUAUCCCAAAACUGAAUAGAUUUCUGCUGCUUUUUAUUGGAUUUGUCAGCGUCCUGUUGAGUUUCUUCAUGGCCAGAGUGUUCAUGCGGAUGAAAUUACCGGGCUAUUUGAUGGGUUAGUGACUGAUGUGAGCACAACUUGGAUUCUCUUGUUCAACAUGAAGAGGAACAUACAGCAAAAAAAUUCCACAGCCCUGUCCCUCCUGUCUGAAGAUAUAAGACAAAGAGAGCUAAGGAAAGGACUGCUUUCUCAUUUUCUCCUUGUAGAAAAAAGAAGCGUUUGUUGCAAGUGGUUAGUUUUAUUAACAGACAUGUGACUAUUUUCCCCCCACUUCAAAGAGAACAAAACAUUUGGAAGUAUUAUCAAGGCCAUAAUCAUAUUGAGUAGAAAAUGUACAGUUGCUGCCGUCACAUCUCCCACCCGCUCUAAAAAGCUGGUUAGAGGAAAGUCAUACUACUUUGCUUCCUUAUACCUGCAAUAGUAUUCUCUCUACCUGUAAGAGGGGUUUUAAUCACAGGGUAAAGAAAAUAUAAACUGAUCUUUCUGUGUCUGUAAAUGGAAAUGAUGGUUGGUGAUUAAUUGCCAUUGUGCACCAUAGCAGAUGGCUCUACAUCCACUGCUGUGCUCCUAGACAAAGCAGCCCAAACUGAUGGCCCUGAUUACUUGUUGAGUAGACUAGAGUUUGGGGGUGGAGUAGAGAGGAUGUCUGGAACUUGGCUCCUGAUUCUCCAUCCAAUCCAGUCUCCUGCUUGCCAGCCUUGUGCUGGGUGAUGUCUUCAUGUAUACAUGUGGCAGGAGCACUGUUUGUGUAAGCCUUGUACGCUAGAUCAAGGCCUUUCGUUUUCCUCACCAGCAAUUUGCAGCAUCAGAGGAGCUGAUUCACAUGUUUCUGAACUGGGGCGCGUGCUUGCUCUCAAAGUAUUGACCUUGGAUACCAUUAAUGUUGAUCUUCAUGCUGUUACUGUAACAGAAACGGACACAUGCAAAGGAACACCCUUUUUGUGCGAAAGUAGUUCUUCCUUUUGGAAAAUGCAUUUUAAAAAGGACAAAUUAAACACCUUUUCUACUAAA
Molecule: messenger RNA, 1527 nt
Organism: Eublepharis macularius
Lineage: Eukaryota; Metazoa; Chordata; Lepidosauria; Squamata; Eublepharidae
Gene: OSTC
Product: oligosaccharyltransferase complex non-catalytic subunit
Exons: 4
Coding region: 126-575 (149 amino acids)
Cellular component (GO): oligosaccharyltransferase complex
Source: RefSeq, a predicted model, not a curated record